This is a messenger RNA of Neltuma alba, 4967 nucleotides long. RefSeq names its product nuclear pore complex protein NUP160-like. Lineage: Eukaryota; Viridiplantae; Streptophyta; Magnoliopsida; Fabales; Fabaceae. The record is from RefSeq and is a predicted model, not a curated record. Gene Ontology annotation, molecular function: structural constituent of nuclear pore. Gene Ontology annotation, cellular component: nuclear pore.
CUCAAGCAUUAGAGUUAUUGGAGAUCCGUGCUUCCGAAGAAUUUCCUAAAGCUGGAUUGAGAUUCACUUUCCCCGAGGCGCUUUGUCCAUUUGCUUUCAUCUGCAAAAACGAGAUUACUGCCACUUCCAGAUUCCCCUACUUGCUUUUUGUAUUGACUGUGUCUGGGGUGGCUUACCUCUUGAAAAUUCGAAAUGUUUCUACAUAUGCAUCCUGCUCCGUCUUCCCAGCUCACGAGCUUACAGAGCUUAACUUGCACAAUUACUCGAAUUAUAUGCCAGUGACUGCAGUAACAGCAACUUCCGGGUGUCUUGUUGUUGGCAGAAAUGAUGGUUCGGUCUGCUGUUUUCAGCUCGGUGUACUUGAUCCAAGUGCUGCUGGAUUUGUGGUUGAGCUGAGAGAUGAAGUUGGAAUCAGCCGAUUGUGGGGCCUUAUGUCACGGGGUAAAAUGGUGAGUUUAGUACAAGACAUGGUGAUAUAUGAGCUUCAUGGGAAAAGAUUUCUGUUUGUACUUCAUCUGGAUGGGUCAGUACGAGUUUGGGAUCUCUCAUGUAAUUCCAGGGUCUUUAGUCAUACUAUGGGCACUACAACCAUGACAGGUGCUAGCUUUAUGAAACUAUGGUUGGGUCAACCUUGUUUGGAUUCAAGUACGAUUCCAGUGGCAAUUUUGUGCAAACAGUCAUUGGAUGAAAGCUUGGAGAUGAUCUCUAUACACAAUAUCCAAUACAAUUUUAGUGACAGAAUAAUUUUCUCACUGAAGUCUUCACGAAAUAUUUCUUUGGAGGAGGGAGGAUGCAUUGACGUCAAACUAACUUCCAACAAGAUAUGGAUACUGAAGGAUGAUGAACUAAUAUCACGCAUGUUUUCUGCAAAUACUGACGAGGAAGAAGAAUUUUCUCAUGUAUUACAAGAAGAGUUUGUUGCUGAUCAACUAUUUCAGGGUUCAGAUCAUCUUGCAGAUGAAAUUUUGCAGAUUGCUCAUUCAUUAUUUUCAUCUUCCAAGGAUGAUAUUGUGCCAUUUGUAUCCUCAAUUUUCUUACGCAGGUUGCUUCUUCCUGGAGUGCAUCAUAAUGCAGUUAUGCAUGCAACCCUAGUUGAGUAUAAAAAGCAGUUGGUUGAAUCUGUGUUCCGAGCAUUAACUUCUGAUGGACUAAAGAAGGAGAUACUUUCAGCUAUUGAACAUGAGGUUGGAACUGAAAAGAUGUCGAUAUUUCAAUGCUGGAAGUAUUUUUGCACCCGCUACUUCCAUAAUUGGUGCAAGAUCAAUGCAUCCUGUGGCUUGUUCAUUGAUUACUCUACUGAUGCAGUUGGUUUAAUCAGAAAAAGUUCAGUAUCGCUUUUUCGUUCUUUGGAAGAUAUUGAGCGGAUUAUAGAAGAAGGAGGGGGUGAUCUCACAGGUCUUGUGGAUUUAUUUGAUGAUGACCUUGAGCAUGAAGUUCCAAUGGAAUUGUUCAGAUGCGUUUCAAGUUUUAGCCAACAGUUGGGCAAAACUGCUUCUUCUAUAUUUUAUGAAUCACUUCUGAGUAGCCCAGCUAUCUCUUCUGAAGAUAUUGUUCAUUGUAUAAUGAAGAUUCUGGAAACUGGAUAUGGUUCCUUGGCUCCAGCUGUCCAUGCGUCUAUUCCUGGGAAUGAUAUUGUUCUGGAGAAGGAGCUUGCAGAUCGCAGAAAUCUGAGGAGACUUUCUAUUGACAUGUUCUUGUCUCUUCAAGGGUUGUACAAGAAGGCUACAUCAUGGGGCAGGAUUUUGAAUGUAAUUGAGGGUUUUCUGAAAUUUUUGGUUCCACAUAAAACUGUAAAUAACUCCGAUUCAGAAAAAUCAUCAAAUGUCAAUUCCUCCGUUGUAGUCCAUGCUACUUAUCAGAUUGCAAAUGUUAUGUUUGAGUCUGCCUGGGACUUUCUUCUAUUUCUAAGCUAUCUACUGGACAUCAGUGGGCAGAUCCACAUGUCACAUCAUGAUAUAACCAGAAUACAAAUUGAGUUAGUUCCUAUGCUUCAAGAAACUAUUUUUGAGUGGCUAGUUAUCAUCUUCUUUGCUAUCACGCCAUCUGCACCACCUGUGAUUGAGGAUUUUAAUUAUAAACUCUCUUCAUUACAAAUUGACAAUAACAUGGGAAAACGGUCAUGGAAUGAUAAGCUUGGAAGAUGUGAUUCCACACUGGCUUUUAUCUUCUUCCUGAAUGCUAGUUCAUCAAAAGAUGGUAACCAGCUUCCUUCAGAAUACUUUUCAAAUAUGCAGGGCAUUGUUGUCAAUGUUAGAGACUUUGUCAGUUGGAUAAUCUAUGGUCAGACUGGAGGAAUUUCUACCUUCUUGAGCCGUUCAAUUGAUCUCUCCUUUAUCCUUUUCAAGCAUGGGCAGUAUGGUGCUGCUGAGCAAUUGCUUAUGAUGGCGGAGGCUCAUUUGCAAAAGGAGAAAACAUCCCAAAGUAUUCAAGAAGCUGAUGGUGGAUGGUGCAUACGACAGCAUCUUCUAGGCUGUGCCCUUCCACAGGUGCAGUGUGGAUUGCAUGGCACUCUGAAAGAGAAAAAGGUCUCUGAUGCUGUUCGCUGUUUCUUCAGGUCUCCAUAUGGGAAUGGUGCAUCAGAGGCUUUGCAGAGUUUGCCUCAUGACAUAGGAUUGCCAUGUCUUAAUUUUGGUGGUUGUGCAUCGACUGCUGAGUGGAAGCUUUAUUACUAUCAGUGGGCGAUGCAAUUAUUUGAACAAUAUAAUAUUAAUGAAGGUGCCUGCCAGUUUGCUCUUGCUGCACUUGAACAAGUUGAUGAAGCUCUUUGUAUAAAAGAUGAAAAGCACAUGACUGACUCGACUGAUGAAUCAGCAACAGUCAUCAAGGGACGGCUGUGGUCAAAUGUCUUCAAAUUUGCCUUAGAUCUUGGCCGCUAUUUUGAUGCAUAUUGUGCAAUAAUUUCAAAUCCGGAUGAGGAGAGCAAAUACAUCUGCUUGCGACGUUUUGUCAUUGUCCUUUAUGAGCAAGGUGCCAUCAAGAUUCUUUGCAGUAAUAAGCUUCCCCUUGCUGGUUUAAUGGAGAAGGUAGAGCAGGAGCUUGCUUGGAAGGCUGAAAGAUCAGAUAUAUCUGCAAAGCCAAACUUGUACAAGUUGCUUUAUACAUUUCAAAUGCAUCAACAUAAUUGGCGCAGGGCAGCGAAUUACAUGUACUUAUAUUCAGCUCGCUUGAAAACUGAAGUGUCUCUAGAAGAUUACCAGGGUUCUUCAUUGAUAUUGCAAGAGAGGCUGAAUGCACUCUCUGCUGCUAUUAAUGCCUUGCAUCUUGUUCAUCCAGCACAUGCCUGGAUUGAUCCACCAGCCGAAGGAAGUGGUCUUAUGAGUGAACAGUAUCCGAGUAAGAAAGCUAGGAGAACUGUAGAUAUAGAUUUAUCGGCUGAAAGUGAUGCUGAGCAUCAAUGCUGGACAUCUUCUAUUGAUAUUGAAAAACUUGAACAUGAGUUUGUGCUAACAUCGGCAGAAUAUAUGCUGUCGCUGGUAAAUGUUAAGUGGACAUAUACUGGUAAAGAAGGGGCACUGUCAGAUUUGGCUGAUCUCCUUGUCCAAAACAAUUUAUGUGAUAUGGCCUUCACAAUUCUUCUCAGAUUUUUCAAGGGCUCAGGAUUGAAGAGGGAGCUUGAAAGAGUUUUCGCUUCUAUAUCUUUGAGAUGCUGUCUUGAUAAAGUAGAACCCACUUGGAUUGAACCCCACAGUAAUUUGUUGACGUCAUCCAAGCUUGAAAUGGUUGUCCAUGGUUCACCUCGUACAGUUUCUACAACCGCACAACCUGACAGGAAUAGCCAUUGGGCAACUCUGGAGCUUUACCUUGGAAAAUAUUGUGAAUUUCAUGGAAGACUACCUGUUAUUGUUGCUGAAACUCUUCUUCGUGCAGAUGCUCAGAUUGAUUUGCCUCGUUGGCUGGUUCAAUUGUUUAAGGAGGGUCAAAGAGAAAAGAUGUGGGGAAUGGCUGGUCGAGAAUCAAAUCCUGCAUCUUUAUUUCAACUUUAUGUUAACUAUGGUCGAUUUACAGAAGCUACUAAUCUGUUGCUGGAGUUCUUAGAAUCAUUUGCAUCGAUGAGACCAGCAGAUAUAAUCAGACGGAAAAAACCAUUCGCAGUUUGGUUCCCAUACACAACAAUUGAGCGACUACUGUAUCAACUUGAGGAGUUGAUUAAAGCGGGUCACAUGGUAGAUCAGUGUGACAAGCUUAAGAAGAUGUUACAUGGUUCUUUGCAUAAUCACCUCAAGUUGUUAAAGGAGGACUCGAAUGAUGCUAUUUCUGUGCUUGUUGAUUGGUGGUCCGCUAUACCCAGCUAGAGAUCUGUUGCUACCGUAGAGUACCUGCUAUACUAACAAGUAUAUCUAUUCAUUCCUUUCUCCUCUCUCUCUAGUUAUGGAGUAUUUGCUCUAUCAUCUAACCAGGUUUUUUUUUAUUCAUUGAAUUUUUUGGAUAAUGUAUCUAACCAGGUAAAUUAGAGUUUUCUUAUAUUUGCAUGAUUAUCAUUACAAAGCUUCGGGAGGAAACAGUAAAAUUUUGGGGGUGGAAUGGACAGGACUAUGCGUAAGGGAUCACUCAGGCCGGUUCACUAUAAAGGACCAAAUCACGGCUGCUGCUGCAUCUUGUCAGCAUUUGGAGACGGAAUAAUGAAUGGACAUUUGCGUUCUCAACGCCUGUAUUUGUAUAUUCAUUUCCGCAGACCGGUUAUUCAAAUGGAAUCUUGUGUAGAGACGCCUGAUUGAUGUGGAAACAGUGACUGUGUAGGCACGAUUGGAUUCCAGCAGAUAAAAAUCCAGCCCAUGGAAGAUCCUGCCCCAGGAUAUGGACAACGACUUUAGACUUGUCAGAGCCGACUUUGGAGAGUGAAAAUAUUUUGAUUCGUUGGCUUGUGCCAUGGCGUAUACUAUUUUAAAGGGAAAAGCACCAGAAACCGGAUGGAUGUAAAUAUUAUCAUGCGUCUGAGCCCGAGUUUUCAAUUUACGCUCUUAUCGCGG